Toxotes jaculatrix (banded archerfish) is the source of this 3372-nucleotide messenger RNA. RefSeq names its product scaffold protein involved in DNA repair (gene spidr). NCBI's taxonomy places the organism in Eukaryota, Metazoa, Chordata, Actinopteri, Toxotidae. Bases 146 to 2962 code for a protein of 938 amino acids. Gene Ontology annotation, cellular component: nucleoplasm; nuclear chromosome. Gene Ontology annotation, biological process: double-strand break repair via homologous recombination; regulation of establishment of protein localization to chromosome. The record is from RefSeq and is a predicted model, not a curated record. The transcript has 20 exons.
UUCAGAUUGUGCAACCGCUACAAGUUUGUUCUUCAUGUUAGUGAGUUUGCAAACCUCCACUUCACAACGGUGGCUUAUUGAAAUGGAUGUCACUAUGUAACCUGUGAACAACAGCGGUGCUCCAAACUUGCGUUAUUUUGUCGCAAUGUCUUCCAGAAAGCGCAAAAGGUACUCUAAGGAUAUUCAGUGUGUUUUCUUUCCGGAUGAUGUUGAACAUGGUGUCCAGAAAGCGAGGAAAGAGCCAUCAACUCUUUCAUCCGUGUCCUCAGCGAAGAGUUGGGAAAAGUGUGGAGAUAGCUUUUUGGACACUCCGGUGAUAAAGAACCUCAAGUCAUCAGGAAGAAAACUGUCUGCGAUAAGAAAGUUGGCACAGACCCCUGUUUUAGCUGACUGUAACGAGGACCCUGUGGAUAUUGCUUGGAGCUCCAGUGACAGUGAACAAUCUGAUGAUGAGACCAAGGAGCAGCAUCUCUCCAGAGGUGUUGCACUGCAGCAGCAACGUCCUCAUAGACCAGGGAGACUCACGGCUACAAUUAAGUCUUACACCAGAGAACUGCGCAUGCUCGGUACUGAUAAAGAUGAUCCUCUUGUUAUAGACACAGACAGUGAUCUGGAUGAAUCUGAGGAGGAUGUUGAAAAGGACAGUGGGCAACAAAUCUCUGACUGUGAGUCAGAGUCCUUCCAUGAAAAGCCGAAAGACUCGCUGCUUAAACCCACAAAUGUGACAGAGCUAGAGAUCUCAGGCUACGUGUCUGAUGGAGAAAAUACUGGUGACACAAUUACCCCGGGCAGACUGGACUCUGAGAGCUUUCCUCUCCAAACUGGCGAGGGCAGCAGAAGGUCAGUCAGUGACUGGGUCAGAUCUGCUCAGGCGAUUCUGCAGACGCCUCAGAAGCCACUUGACAGGCAGUCCAAGACUCCUGAAGACUCCGCCAAAAAGAAAAGGAAGUUUCAAAGCGGAGGUCUUGCUGAGAGGCUGAAUCGACUCCAGUGCAGACAGAGGUCAGCUAUUAGCUUCUGGAGGCACCAGUCCAUCUCUGACACCUCAACAACAGCAACAGUGGACAGGCCUGGUGUGCUGGUGCUGGAGGUGCUGGAGGUUCAUGAGGAGUGCAGCAUGCAAGUGGCGCACUGUGAGCACCAACAGCCCCCUGGGGUGGGCCACCAACACAGUAACCCUGUGCCCGAGGAGAGAGCUCGUAUGCUGGUGUUAUUCAACAGAGAGACGGCAGCCCAGCUGAUUCCUGUGCCCAGAGAUAUCAUCCACAUAUACCCGCCAUGGCAAAGUCUUUCCGUAGAGUGCUUCAGCUGUGAUAUCGUUCUGAACACACACUUCACCCAGAAAGUCUUCUCUGCUUCCAAACCUGCCGACACGUCCAUGCCAAGAAGCCUCCUCUCAGCAGAGAGACGCAUGCCGUAUUAUUUGGGUAAAAUAUUCGGACUGCUGGAGGUGUGCAGGACCACUGAAGAAACCAGUGCCAAAAAGGAUGCUGUCCCUGAUGCUCCAUGCAGUUUUGGAGGUUCAGGCAUUUUGACAUCAAGCCACUGCCUUUCUCUCCUGGAAGCUAUUGAGGGACUGGGCCAGGCUGGCUUUGUGGGGCAAGACGUGGAGGUGGUGGUCCAGAGAGUUUACUCCAUCCCUCUGCCUGACUGCUCUGCUGUGUCCAUCCUCAAACCCAGAGUUCCCUCCAGGUCGUCCUCAGCUCCUCCUCCUGCAGAGAAAGGGAAAACCAGGCUGUGCGUUCUUGUCCAGGACAGUUACGGCAUGUUCAGUGUGGUCCAGCUGCACAUCCUGCCCUGCAAGGAUGACCUCCUCCGGUACUGCCAGAAGUGGCAGGGGAAGACCUGUGUGCUGAAAGGCAUUAAAGUGGUGCAGCGGGUCACUCGAGAAAGGCGCACCAGGCUUUUCAGCCUGAUCGACAGUCUGUGGCCCCCAGUGAUGCCUCUCAGAGAUCAUGGAAACACACCAAGCAUGUCCAGUGAGAGCAGACCUGCAGGUCCAGCUCUGAGUUUCUGCUACCUGCUCUCAGGUCAGGAGAGCUCUGUUGAACCCACUGAGGGGCAGUCUCUGUCCACGCUCUACCUUUCUCCCACUGGACAAACCUUACGAGACAUAUUGCAGAGUGAGAUGAAAACCUGUCGCUGCAGUUUUGUUGCCACUGUUAUAUACAAGAGGAUGCAGAGCAGUGAUGUAGGCCAGGGUGAGGUUUGGUUGGUGCUGACAGACCCCAGUCUUCAGGAGGAACAGCCCGAGAGACCAUGCAGGCGAACAGUGGCCCUGUGCGUGAGCACUUCCUGUGUGCUCACUUCCUCUGUCCUCGAAGCUCUACAUUCCCCCGCUGCCUGUUGCAUGUCGUUCAGAGAUGCCAUCAAAGAGGAUGGUGCCCUCCUGUGUGUGGAGCAGUCAGUGGUUGAGGUGUGCUCUGUUGAGCCUGAAGGCAACCUCCAGUCCACAACAAGGCCAGAGGUGCUUUCUCAGUCGCUGACCGAGCCCCGGGCGCAGACCCUGCCCGAACCUGUGAGACUGGAUCCCCUGAGUCUGGAGACCACACCCAACUCCCUCUGUACUCUCACAGGGGUGAUUGUUGGUGUGGAUGAAAACACAGCUUAUUCCUGGCCUGUCUGCAGUUACUGUGGAAGUGACAACUUGGAGAUAUUAGCUGAAAGGCCACAAAACUUCCACUGUGUUUCUUGUAAGUCAGCGUUGGACAAGCCAGACACGAAGAUUCAGCUGGAAGUGUUUCUCAGUUCUUCUUCAUUGAGUAAUUUCACUUUAAAGGUUAAGCUCCAUAAAAAGACGAUCAUGUCCAUUCUGAACACCGCAGCAGUGGAGGGUAAUGAGUUCCCAGGUUACGAUGUGGAGAAUGUCCUGGGAAAAGAGGUGGGCCCCCUCCCCGUUUACGUCCGAGUCGUCACCAGGAAACCUGCCCCCUGGAUCGGCCUGGAAGAAAUCUGCCUCUAAAGGCUGUCAGGGCAAGUAGCUAAUGAUAUCAAUCCUCAGGCUUCAGCUGGCUCCAAGGACCUGCACACACACACACUAGGCCUUGGUCUGGGCCAGUUUAGCCUCCUCUCCUCCCCACUGAAGGCCUCCCUGACAGAUUCAGGCUGUUCUGAAGUGAACGGGGGCUGCAAGAGGACAAGGUCUUGUUUGUGUUAAUGAUAUGUGAUCUUGUGGACCAGGAGUUGACAGCCCAAGGGUAGACCAGUGGCAUGCAGUCUGUCAAAGCAGCCCACGUGGUUCAUCAACUUGGAAGUGACUUUCAGAGAAGAGCUUUUGGGUGUAAACACAUUUCUAAGUGGUCUUUUUUUUUCCAUCUACCUCUGUAUUUAAGAUUACUGACACUGUGUCAAUAAACUGCUGACUUAACUUUC